CAUUGUUGGUCGAUUUCCAAGGGAGGUGGUGUUGUAAUAAGUCAUGUGAGUAAGGGGCGGAAGUUGGAUACAAUUUCAACAUGGCUGCGCCGCGAUGAUUAAGAGUGCCUAGUUGCGCCUCACAAGAACAGCGGUUUACCUUCGUCCGACCAGUUUUUCAGAAAUGUUGACGCUGGUGUGUUUUUAGCUAAUGCCACAAAUCCCCAGAGCAGAUCUGACAUCAACACAGGACCCGAGACAGAUAUAAAUUCGCGAAGACGCAUCAAUCCCGACUCAUCACUGCGUUGACCAGCUGUGAUGUCUCUAGCCGACCCCACCUCGGACACCACGCCCUUCUUCUCCGAUGACAGCGAGGCAGAGGGUUCAGAAGAGCCUGGUGCGGGGCCUAGCCAGCGCCGGGAAGAAGAGCCAGCCAGCGGAGUGUCCAGCUUGAGAGCGGUGUUCACCGUUAUUGUCCUGUGUUUCAUCAACCUGCUCAACUACAUGGACAGGUUCACUGUGGCUGGUGUUCUGCCUGACAUUGAGCAGUACUUUGGGAUCAAUGAUGGGAAGUCAGGGCUGCUCCAAACAGUCUUCAUCUGCAGCUACAUGUUCCUGGCUCCUGUCUUUGGUUACCUGGGCGACAGGUACAACAGGAAGAUGAUCAUGAGUGUGGGCAUAGGCUUCUGGUCCAUCGUGACACUCGCCAGCUCCUACACGCCCAAAGAAUAUUUCUGGCUCCUGUUGUUGACGCGUGGCCUGGUGGGGGUUGGGGAGGCCAGUUACUCCACUAUCGCCCCAACCAUCAUCGCUGACCUGUACAUCAAGGAGAGGAGGACGCAGAUGCUCUCUGUCUUCUAUUUCGCCAUUCCAGUGGGCAGUGGUCUGGGCUACAUCGUGGGGUCAAAGGUUGAUGACUUGGCAGGGGACUGGCAUUGGGCCCUGAGGGUGACUCCUGCAUUAGGACUGGUAGCGGUGGUGUUGCUGCUGUUCGUGGUGAAAGAGCCAAAGAGGGGUGCUAUCGAGGCCCGACCGGAGCACACACUCCAAAGGACCAGCUGGCUGGGUGACAUGAAGGCUCUUUGCAGGAACCCCAGCUUUGUGCUGUCUACGUUUGGCUUCACGGCAGUGGCCUUUGUGACUGGCUCCUUGGCACUCUGGGCCCCGGCCUUCCUCUUCAGAGCUGCGGUCUUCACCGAAGGGAGGCCCCCCUGCGUUAAGGGACCAUGCGACACCUCCGACAGCCUGUACUUUGGCAUCAUCACAGUUGUGUCGGGGAUCCUGGGCGUGGCCAGUGGUGCAGAGGUCAGUAGGAGACUGAGGUUGAGGACGCCGAGGGCUGACCCCCUGGUGUGUGCUCUAGGACUCCUCCUCUCGGCUCCCUUCCUCUACCUCGCCAUCGUCUUCGCUCAGGCCAGCCCCGUCGCCACAUACGUGUUUAUCUUCCUGGGAGAGACCUUCCUGUCUAUGAACUGGGCCAUCGUAGCGGACAUCCUGCUGUACGUGGUGGUCCCCACGCGUCGCUCCACGGCUGAGGCCUUCCAGAUCGUUCUCUCUCACCUGCUUGGAGAUGCUGGGAGUCCUUAUCUCAUAGGCGUGGUGUCAGACUCUCUGAAGCAGACUGACUCGUACCUAUGGCAGUUCCGCUCCCUGCAGCUCUCCCUCCUCACCUGCUCUUUUGUGGCAGUUGGGGGCGGGGCUUUCUUCCUGGCUACCGCCCUCUUCAUCGAGAAGGACCGCCAACGUGCCACAAACUACGCACCCUCAGCGUCCAUUCAGCAGCAUUACAGUGAGGAUUACACUCAGCACACCCUAGGAUUUGGCUUGGCCCGCCCACCAUACAACCCCUCUGCUGCCACAAGCUGGGGUGCUCCCCCUUCCAGCCUUCUUUCACCCAUUUCACCACAGAUCGUUCUGAGACCGAACUCUGUCACACCGACUGAAAAUGAGAGUAAUGACGGCUAUGAGAGUCCAAGAGAUGAGUAUGUCAACGAGGACAGCUAUGAACAAGGAUCAGGCUACCUAAUGGUGUUACCAUCAGUUCUUCCUGGGACUGGGUCUCUGCGUCAUUCCAACCAAUGUCUAAGCUCCCAAAGCACAGAAAACAGUGGCGCGGUUAUGAAAAUCAAUAUGAAUAUCGACGUGGGAAAGAGUGACGACAGUGAUGAAGGCAGCAACGACUAUGUCAAUACUAAAGAAAACAUUGACGAGGAGGGCAAUAUGAAUAUCGACCUGGGAAAGAGUGACGACAGUGAUGAAGGCAGCAACGACUAUGUCAAUACUAAAGAAAACGGUGACGAGGAGGGCAACAUGAAUAUCGACGUGGAAAAGAGUGAUAGUGAUGAAGAAGGCAACGACUAUGUCAAUACUAAAGAUAUGUCAAGCCUCCCCAUCAUGUAGCUGAUUCUGACGGGGAGGGAAUUGAUGAGUCUCUUGACUGCUGGAUUUGAGUGCAACCAAGUAUCCGUCAAAGGGAAGACUACACAGCGUAACUAACAUCUACAUAGGGCUUCUGCAAUAUGGACAAGAGCACUGUGCAACUCACUGCUGUGGCAACUUUUGAAAAGACCUUAAUCUCAUCCACCAGGCGUCUCUCUCCGAACUACGUGGUAAUGAUCAAGGCCUAGGGAGGACAUGUUGUACAAUUUAUUGUAUGACUUGUGUGGUGUAGGACAAAUGCCUUCGAACACCUCUUGGUGCCCCAAGCUGCUUGUGUGAGCUACCAGCUAUAACCAUGAUUUUUUUUCUUUAAGCUCUUACCUGACUAUUAAAGAGAGGAUGACAGUGGGGAAAGAUGUGGUGUUAAAGGGCAGUAGGCCGGAUUUAAACCCAUGUUGACAUGCCGACGGCUGCGGCAUUACCUUUUUCAAUGUAUGGAUUUGCUGACGACUCCUGAGAAUGUUCGUUCUAGUUUACCCAUUUUCUCUUAAAUGUAUUUCUAUAUAUUUUUUUUUUUACUGUGGAGUCAUGUUAACUACAUUCAAAUCUGAUUUUAUAGUUGAAGUCUUUUUUGUCACUAUAUAAGAAAUGCUCUGCCAUUAUCUAUAGCCCUAUUCGGACAGGAUAAGUUUCACUGGGGGGGGAGCUCAGUAAUGUGCAUGAGCACAAAUCACAUCUAAUUUCAGUCCCAUUUGAGUCAUAAUCCCAUCCAUAAGGUUGGGUCCUCUGAUAGUGUGAAUCGUCAUCCCGGUGAGGGAUAUUAGUUUAACAGAUGCUGCACCUGGUUUGGGAACAAAUUGAUGCUUAUAAAACAGUGCUAUGCAUGUAGCCUAAUGUUAAAUUCUGUUUUGUCACAACUUUCCUAGUGCCAUACACGUCCGGUAAUUACGUCUGCAUAGUUAGUUCAUGAUUCUUAUUGCUAUGCAUUUGACUUUCUCCGAACUGAAGGCCAUUAGGUCAAGAUGUGAAAUAUCUUCAUACCUAGAAAAGCCUCAAUUUUGAAUGAGGUAAAAAUUAAAUGCUGUAAGUUAUAGCGCUUAAAACAUUUGUGUUAUUGGGUGAUACGCCAUAGUUUACAUGCUUGUCCUAUACCUUUUAAAUAAAUCUAAAUGAACAAGA
Oncorhynchus keta (chum salmon) is the source of this 3537-nucleotide messenger RNA. RefSeq names its product protein spinster homolog 1-like. Gene Ontology annotation, molecular function: transmembrane transporter activity. The transcript is spliced from 22 exons. Gene Ontology annotation, biological process: transmembrane transport. Lineage: Eukaryota; Metazoa; Chordata; Actinopteri; Salmoniformes; Salmonidae. Gene Ontology annotation, cellular component: membrane. The record is from RefSeq and is a predicted model, not a curated record. Bases 298 to 2379 code for a protein of 693 amino acids.